UUAGAAGUUUUCUGUAUCGCGUGAUGGAGUAGCUCUGUCUAAAAAUCCAGCAUGGCUGCAAAUUUUGCAAAAAUUCAGGGUCUGGUUAGCCUUGUAACAGGUGGUGCAUCAGGUCUUGGCCGGGCAACGGUAGAGCGCUUUGUCAAGCAGGGAUCCAGAGUGAUUGUUUGUGACUUACCAACUUCAGAAGGCCAGGAGAUCGCCAACAGCCUUGGUGCUGACAGCUGUCUUUUUGUUCCAACUGAUAUCACAAGUACAGAAGAUGUCCAGAAUGCCCUUUCUGUAGCCAAGAGUAAAUAUGGUCGUCUAGAUGCAGUUGUGAAUUGUGCUGGUGUCGGUGUUGCCUACAAAACAUACAACUUCAAGAAAGAACUUCCUCACAGUUUUGAUGAUUUCAAACGAGUUCUGUUUGUAAAUACAGCAGGUACUUUCAACGUGAUUCGUUUAGCCGUUGGUCUGAUUGGAAAGAACGAACCAGAUCAUGAUGGUCAGCGAGGAAUUGUGAUAAAUACAGCGAGUGUGGCAGCUUUUGAUGGUCAGAUAGGACAAGCAGCGUAUUCUGCCAGCAAAGGUGCUAUCGCUGGGAUGACAUUGCCUAUUGCUAGAGAUCUGUCGACACAGGGGAUCCGUUGUGUGACUAUAGCACCAGGUCUGUUUGAUACUCCUCUUCUUGCAAGUUUACCAGAAAAAGUCAGGACGUUUUUAGGAAGUACAGUCCCAUUCCCAUCUCGUCUUGGCUAUCCAUCAGAAUAUGCACAGUUAGCACAGUCAAUAAUAGAAAAUCCUAUGAUAAAUGGUGAGGUGAUACGACUGGAUGGGGCUCUCAGGAUGCAGCCUUAGAUGGGAGAUUUUGCAAAUUUGUGCCAUGAAUGAUUUUCCAUGUACUUAAAUUGAAAGGAAAAGUCGGGGCAUUCGUGUAAGAGAUUGUGAGAGGAAAACUAUACCAUGCACAUUGUCAACAUGCUUGUCUCACUGGUGAUAACCUUUGUCCAAAAGUUAUACAAUGUUGUCUCCAGAAUAUUGCUAACUAUUCAUGUAUUUUAAAUGUGUUUGAAGUGCAAUGGCAGUUGUGAAAUGGAUUUGAUUAAUAAAAUCAGUAUGAUAUAAUACAUUUA
Messenger RNA from Lineus longissimus, 1115 nucleotides. RefSeq names its product 3-hydroxyacyl-CoA dehydrogenase type-2-like. Bases 52 to 840 code for a protein of 262 amino acids. Lineage: Eukaryota; Metazoa; Nemertea; Pilidiophora; Heteronemertea; Lineidae. Gene Ontology annotation, cellular component: mitochondrion. Gene Ontology annotation, biological process: fatty acid metabolic process; androgen metabolic process; estrogen metabolic process. The transcript is spliced from 5 exons. The record is from RefSeq and is a predicted model, not a curated record. Gene Ontology annotation, molecular function: estradiol 17-beta-dehydrogenase [NAD(P)+] activity.